UCUCUCUCUCUCAGUCAGUGCUGUAUCCUUCCUUCCUUCCCAUCGCAUCAUGCCAUCCCUUCUCCGUCCGGAUCUUUGGAAAUACGCACAUUGGCCUCAGUCAAGGAAGAAAUAAGCGAUUUAAAAUAAUAAUAAUAAUAAUAAUAAUAAUAAUAAUAAUUAUCACAAUUACUCCUGCAUUAAUAAAGCAACGGAUUUUUAAAGGGAGAAACGGAGGAGCUACGAAAGGAACCGGAGAGGGAUCCUGCGGCUGUGUCCCAAAUCCACAUGCACAGUGUGCAAGGUAGGCAGCGUGAAGCCCUGAAGAACUGAAGGACGCACUGCACUUCUUUCUUUUUCUUUUUUUUUUUUUAUACAAGGAAUGCAAUUUAGGCUCAUUGAAUGCAUCAUUUAUGUGUACUGUAUAUUUUAUUCAACGUAAUGAAUGAUUACUGAUUGAAAAAGAAGUAUAUUUUUUUUGUAAAUCAUCCACGGCUGUACCAUAUGACCAUCUGCCAUGAAGGAUAACUGAAGCUGCGGAGGUGGACCACUGAAGAAGAAGAAGAAGAAGAAGAAGAAGGAGGACUUUAAUCUCUGUGACCUGAACACACUCUCUAUACUCAUUAAUAAAAAAAAGAAAUUAAAUAUUAAUGUCCGCACACGUCCAUGCAUUUCCAUGAGGUCUUCACUCUGAACUGAACAACGCUCACACGUCUAGUCUUCAUGUAGGUCUCGUCCACUCAUCGUCCAUUCCCAUAGAGCAAUAAGAAGAAGAACAGUCAGCACUUCACUGGAAUGUAUCGGCUACGUGAAACCAAAGACGCGUAAAAAAGUUGUGCAAUCCACGCUUCCAUCCUCAAUCAGUCACUGUGCAACAUCUCCAUCAUCCCCAUCAUCUCCAUCAUCUUCUUCUCAGGUCAGUCGGAUUUUCCUUUCUCACGCUUGUCACUCCCGAUCGCUCGUCUUCCACGCUAUGCACUCAUCACAGACUUUCUCUUUCUUUUAAACAUCACAAACCUCAAAAAAAUUCAAGUCUUCCAUUACAGAUGAGGAAAGCUGAGACGUGAAAAGUGUGAAGGUCGACCUUUGAUCAGAGAUUUUCUUUCUUAAAACUUAAACUGCUAUGUUAUAGAUAGACUAGCAACACAACAUUAACAUAAUAAAGAAUCUCAUCAUCACAAAAACAAACAAAACAAAACAAAAAUCAUUGAGAAGCAGACCGGAGAGCAUCACUGGAGUGGACGCUGCUGUCCUGAACAGUAGCGGACACUUCUUCAGUGAAGUGAAGGUAGAAGAAAAGAGCUGGAAGUAAGCUGAAGAAAGGCAAAAAGUCCAGGACCACAAGGAGAAAGCAAACACUGAAGUGACGGCGAGGGACACGGCUACUGAAAUCCACCGCUGCAUCGUGGGACACACACGGAGACCCUCUGAUCUACAACAGCGUCUGUGUGAGUGUGUGAGUGUGUGUAUAUGCGUGCGUACCUCUCCUGGAUGAAGAUGACUGCAGUCCAGGUGAUGUGGCUCCCGCUGCUGCUGCUGUGUAUCCUCCAGGCUCGACUCGGCAGCUCGGCAUGUGUGGAGGUCGACUCGGACACUGAGGCCGUGGCGGGAAAAGAGUUCAGGCUGGGCUGCAUUUCCUGUAAGAUGCGAGGCGAGGUGGAAGCCACGGCCACCGUAGACUGGUGGUUCAUGGCGACAGGAGAGAGCGACUUCACCCACAUCUACAGUUACAGCGAUAAGAUUGGUGUGGUGACAGACGACCGCUUCAAGGACCGUAUUGAGUGGGUGGGCAGUAAAAACACGCUGGACCUGCAGGACGGAUCUCUAAAAGUCCUAAACGUCACGUACAAUGACACGGGGACGUACCGCUGCUACUUCGACCGCACGCUCUCCUUCACCUACUACGAGUUUCACACCAACACCACCAAGUUCAUCACCAUCAACGUCGUGGCCAAAGAGACCCGUGGCAUGGCUUCCAUCCUGUCAGAGGUGAUGAUGUAUGUGUCGAUCAUCGGGCUGCAGCUGUGGUUACUGGUGGAGAUGGUUUACUGUUACAGGAAAAUUGCUGCAGCUGGAGAGGAAGCGCUGAGAGAGAGCGCAGCUGAGUAUUUAGCCAUCACUUCUGAGAGUAAAGAUAACUGCACUGGCGUGGCUGUGGCCGAGUAACACACACACACACACACACACAAAGGUCAUGUGAUGUGUGUGUUACUGCUGAUUUGUGAGAGGUCAAGAUUUCUCUCUCUGACCUGCGGCUGGUUUUCAGGGCCAGAAAUCCUCUGAUGCAUCACCAUGGCAACGACCUUCAUCUGGAUUACCUUCAACUGGUCCUGAACCGCGUCACUCCUCUUCCUCCCCGUCUGUACCGGACGAGUGGGGGCACGUGUGUGUGUGUGUGGGUGUGUGUGUGUAGAAUUACAUGGGCAGCGUUUCAUUACACAGAGUGAAGCUCAGCAGCACUCAGACACAUAAACAAAUAAACAAACAAACAAACAUCUGAUGUAAAGCACAGCAUGAAUAAAUGUAUAAGUGAUAAACACAGUAGAGUUGUUCUAACGAGCUGUACAUAUUAAUCAACUCUCUUUCCUUUCCACACACAAAUGAUAUGCAGCGUGGGGCUGUGCUAACGAGCAUCAGACGUUCUAACGACCUUCACUUCACCGAAUAAACACACACUUUAUUAACGUGAGGUCGUGCUACACGACGGUAUGAAAGCUGAAAGAAUGAACUCUAACGCUGCACGUUCGUCAAACAGCGUGAAUAAACAUCAUUACAUGUUAGCAUUUUUUAAUUUAAUUGUAACAUCGAGGAGUAAAUAACAAAAACAACCGAUACCAUCAAACACACACUGUAAUGAGGAGUAUGUGUGGAGAAAUGCUAACGCUAACGACACGAUGCUAAUGCAGCUGCCUCAGUUAUUUUACUUAAAACUCUUAAAAGGAAAUUUCAACCUUCUGUACCGUUAGCGAAGGCUAAACCAGCUAACCAGUGAACAGCUAACACUGCCAAUUAGCACGACUGCAGAACUACAAUCACCGUGUUUUUUUACUCUGAUUUUGAAAAAUUAAUUAGCAUGAAGCUGCACUGUUACGUGGCUAAGACAAUACUAACGCUUAUAACAUUACGCUAAUGCAUGCUAAUGUCGCUAAACUCAAUCCAAUUAUACCAGUUAUGCGUAAAAGCAAUGACAGUUAGCACUGCCAGUUAGCAAGUUAGCGUUCAGCUUAACCAUUCACAACUAUCCAUUAUAUCAUAUUCUCAUAUUUGUAUGACGUUAUUAAGCACAUCACAAGCUCAGUAAAAACCUGAGCAGUUAGCAUCUAGCAGUUAGCUAUUAGCAUAAAGCUACAGCCUGCCAGUUGUCUGAAGGGAUAAACAGGGACGCAUCUGUGAGGUGAGGAUGAACUCGCUCCAGCACUGUGCUGAGACCUGAUGGUAAAAGUGUGAUGCUAAUAAUGUUAGCUGUGUAAAAUCUGACGGAAGAAAACAAAGCUGCAUGACACCGGGGGGCGGGAUUUAUUCACGUGUGUAAAUUUGUUGCGAAUGUUUUUACUGCAUGAAACUUUCCAGUAUGAAGAAAAAAAACUUCAACUAACGAAAGCUGAGGACUUUAAAACCGUGGGGGUGGGGGGUGUUAGGGUCACUCUCACUGCCUCUACACACACACACACACACACACAGCAGCUCUGAGUGUAUGAGGUCAGGUGACAGUAAGGUUGCUGUUGCUACGAGUCGCGUGAAACCCCAGUGUGAGGCGAUUGACUGAAGCUAGCUGUAACACUUGAGCUAACUGCAAGACUGAAGCUAGCUGUAAGAGUGACUGAUUAUCAGCAGAAUAAACACCGAAGAGUUUUAGAACCAAAACUGAAACCGAUUCUGAUCUCUCUGGAUUUUAAAUGCUAAUUCAGAGGCUAAAUUCUGAGGAGAUUUUUACUGCAUGAUCGCGUGACCCGGGUGAUGAACGCUGACGUUUAUUUCCUCAUGAUGGUAAUAAAUAACACGUAAAAUGUUAACCAUGUCCUUAAACUCACUCGAGUCUGUAGAAACACUUAAAGGAGUUCCUCACUCACAAUGCUAACGUACAACCGCUAAUGUAAAACUGAACGGUAUGUUGACUAGCGACACCCCAGUCACCCACGUUAGUCACCUGCGUUAGCAUGAAUGUUGAUGUUCUCCUUUUAAAGAUGUUAGCUAAUUUUAGUGCUAAUACUAAAUGAAUGUUGGGCUACUAACACACACACACACACACACACACACACUGUUCUCAGCCUCAACACACCAAUCUAAUGUAUGCACUUCAUGUAUAAAUGAAAUGUUGCUUGCCAAAUGAAUAAAGAAUGAAGUAUGAUAA
Hemibagrus wyckioides is the source of this 4330-nucleotide messenger RNA. It is a transcript of the gene scn1ba, whose product is annotated as sodium channel, voltage-gated, type I, beta a. Gene Ontology annotation, cellular component: voltage-gated sodium channel complex. The coding region runs from base 1450 to 2145 and encodes 231 amino acids. Gene Ontology annotation, molecular function: sodium channel regulator activity. Gene Ontology annotation, biological process: sodium ion transport; regulation of heart rate by cardiac conduction; cardiac muscle cell action potential involved in contraction. The transcript is spliced from 6 exons. The record is from RefSeq and is a predicted model, not a curated record. Lineage: Eukaryota; Metazoa; Chordata; Actinopteri; Siluriformes; Bagridae.